Engraulis encrasicolus (European anchovy) is the source of this 3132-nucleotide messenger RNA. RefSeq names its product v-myb avian myeloblastosis viral oncogene homolog-like 2b (gene mybl2b). Lineage: Eukaryota; Metazoa; Chordata; Actinopteri; Clupeiformes; Engraulidae. The record is from RefSeq and is a predicted model, not a curated record. Bases 250 to 2313 code for a protein of 687 amino acids. The transcript has 15 exons. Gene Ontology annotation, biological process: mitotic cell cycle; positive regulation of transcription by RNA polymerase II.
AAUCUUGAAUCUAGAUUUACAAAGCGUGAGAAUGUAUAACUUCAUUCAUUGGGCGUUGUAGUGUUGCGUGCGCAGUUCUUUGCGUCACUCCCGGGAACGCUUGCGACUGCGAGAAAAAGAAGCGCGAGAUAAGAACUUGAGCGCGGAGACAGCAAUGUUAUCCUUUUGUGGCGCUUUCCUAUCUAAGUGAUUUUGUUGCAUUUGCAGUCAUUUCUUUGCACGGCAAUGCAAUAAACAUUACGAAACUGCAUGUUGGAUGUGAUACUUGGCAUUCGAUCGCUAUUUUGUGGUAUUUGGACUGGGAAAAACAGCGGGGAAAUGUCUUGGUGGUCGCGCGGUGACGAUGGCGAAGAAGGGAUGUGUCAGGACACGGAUUCAGACGUGGCUGAGUCCAGAGACUAUGGGAAAUUCAAGGUGAAAUGGACCCAGGAAGAGGAUGACAACCUACGAACUUUGGUGCAGAAGUUGGGACCAAAUGAUUGGAAACGCGUUGCCAGUUAUUUACCGAAUCGCUCCGAGCCCCAGUGCCAACACCGCUGGUUUAAAGUUCUUGACCCUGAUCUGGUGAAAGGUCCCUGGACAAAAGAGGAAGAUGAGAAGGUUAUUGCACUGGUGAAGAAGUAUGGCAACAAACAGUGGGCCAUGGUGGCCAAGCACCUGAAGGGCCGCCUGGGCAAACAGUGUCGGGAGCGUUGGCACAACCAUCUGAACCCGGACGUGAAGAAGUCUUCCUGGACGUCCGAGGAGGACCUCAUCAUCUACAAGGCUCACUGCGUGCUGGGGAACCGCUGGGCUGAGAUCGCCAAACUGCUCCCUGGAAGGACGGACAAUGCUGUGAAGAACCAUUGGAACUCCACGAUUAAGCGCAAGGUGGAUUUGGGCUUCUAUGUUGGUGUGGAGCCCACAUUGAAAGUUGCUCACCAUCCUAAGCAGGAGGACAUCAUUGCUCAUCACUGCAGCGACCAGGCGGUGGAGCUGUCCUUUGACGAUAUGGAUAUUGUCAAGAUGGAGGGCGUGCCUCAGGAUGUGUCUUGUCCAGCAAUUGAAGUAACAUCUCCCAAGCCAGAGUCGUCGUCGCCAUCACCACCGUGUCGAAGAGGAGUGCAGACCCCCAAGAGGGAGUUGGACAGCGGCGGGGAGUCGAGCACUUGCUCCUGGGUGGUGGACAGCUCUGGCUUCCUAUCGCCAUCCUCUGGGCCUGCUCUGAAGGAGGUCAUGGAGAUGAUGGAGGGGGACAUGGAGAGCUGGUGUAACCUCUCAGACGUAACGUUUGACCUCCCGGAGGAGGAGAGCCAGAGCCCCACCACCCCCACGCCCCCCACCACAAACCCCACCUCAACCUCCGGCUCCGGCUCCAGUCAGGGCCCCGAGCGGCUGCUGUUCCGGCUGGAGGGCAACGCCCUGCAGGAGCUGAGCAAAGGCAGCCGUGCUGGAGAGCUGAUCCCCAUCUCCCCCCGGGCGGGGGGCACGCCACCCUCCAUCCUAGCACGCCACAACCGCCGCCGCGUGGCCGGCUCCCCGGACGCCAACGACUCCAUGACGCCCAAGAGCACCCCCGUCAAGAUCCUCCCCUUCUCGCCCUCGCAGUUCUUAAACAUGUGGACCAAACAGGACACGUAUGAGCUGGAGAACCCCUCUCUGACCUCCACCCCUGUGUGCACCCAGAAAGCCAUAGUCACCACACCCCUGCACCGAGACAAGACUCCACUCAUCCAGAAGGAGAACUCUGUAUUCAUUACUCCAAAUCACAAAUCAUCCGAUUUGGAUGCCCAGCCACGCACUCCAACUCCCUUUAAAAACGCCAUGGAGAAAUACGGCCCCCUGCGCCCGCUGCCUGCUACACCGAAUCUUGAGGAGGAUCUGAAGGAGGUACUUCGUAACGAGGCGGGAAUUGAACUGAUGUUAGAAGACACUCCUCCCCCGGAACAGCGACGUAAACAAUCACAACGACCUCCAGUGAAGAAAGUGCGGAAGUCACUAGCACUGGACGUGAUUGACUGCAAUGAGUCAAGACUCCUGCCUGGCAAGGUCAUGCCGAAACUGAGCCCUAAGGCUGAGACGUCCCUCUCUUCGUCCUUCAACUCCUCCUCGUUUUCCUGUAUAAAAGAGGAGAACGUUCUGGACCAAGGCUUCAUCCUCGGCCCGUGUGAAAGUGGAUCAGGAUCACAGUGCGAACCUCUACCAAUGUCACAGGAAUGGGAAGAAGUUGUGUGCGGCCGGACCAAAGACCAGCUCCUCCUGACUCAGAAAGCCAGGCGGUUUAUGCGCUCCUUAAAAUCUCACCCAACCAACCGUGCACUCAUCCUGUCCUGAGACGAGGGUCACUGCCUUGUGUCAUGUCUCCUCUUGUCUCGCCCCAUUCUGUGCUUUUAUUUUUUGCUCUUCCGCAAAUGUUUCGCUAUUGUGUAAAAAGUAAUCGGAAUGUGAUUUGUUAGAUGAAUCAGUUUUUCAUGGGCAUGGAUGGAUAAGUGGUACUGUAUGUGAUCUUGGCUUCUCUGUUGUCAGCAGUCCAAAUUUGAUGUUUUGACUUUUUGCCCCCAUCAACAACAGUGUGACCAUGUUGAUUACAUCUCCAGUGUGUGUUAAACAUGUCUUCAUCUGUGGCCAUUAUAGAAAUACACAGUUCAGGUCAAAAUCAAUCCAUCUGCUGCAUCUAAUCUUGCAGUUUUAUUUCGUAUGAUUUUGGUGACCCUACCAAACCUGAAAUAACCGCCUCCCAGCAAUAAACUAUGGUGUUUGGUCUACUUGGGAGAUUGGGAGUUUUAAAACCAUUACAAAUCAAUGGAAAUGAGAAGCUUUGGCAAGAGUUAAAGUGUUUACAUAGACUGUAUUCUGAAAGCAAUAGAAUCAACAAUAGGACUGAGGUCUUUCAGUGAACCCAUUUAUGGAUAAUUUUGUAUAGAGCAUGUAAUUGAAUAGGACCAGAAGCACAAACAGACCUGUAUUUUUCUAUGUUAAGAUCAGGUUGAUUGUUCAGAAUAUUGUUAGUGACAUGUCUUAUUAAAAAAAGGAGAAAUGUUACAGCGUCAACUGUACACUUAAUUUAAAUGUAGGUCUAGAAGUAAUUAUUGAUCUCAAUUUUUGUAAGUUGUUUGUAUGCAAACAUUAAAUAAAUGCAAUUCAGAAAAUAUA